Erigeron canadensis is the source of this 779-nucleotide messenger RNA. RefSeq lists its product as uncharacterized. The coding region runs from base 316 to 633 and encodes 105 amino acids. NCBI's taxonomy places the organism in Eukaryota, Viridiplantae, Streptophyta, Magnoliopsida, Asterales, Asteraceae. The record is from RefSeq and is a predicted model, not a curated record. The transcript has a single exon.
AGAAUCACUAAAUCAAGUCUAAGGAAUAAGGAUAUGGGGUAGUAGUACUACUACUACUCUCACCAUCUCCACUUAUCAUUACAUAUAUUUUUUUUUUCAAACUUCAUAUCAUAUCCUCCUCCUAGUUACUUGUCUUUUCUUUUACCUUCUUCAAACCAUUAUUUGCUUUACAACACAUGCAUGGUUAUGGCUUCAAGAUUUUGAUUUUGUAUUGAUUUUUCCAUGUGGGCUUGAAAAAAGAUUGAAUCUUUUUUGUGGGGCUGUAUUUUCAAGACCAAUGCUUUGGUUUUAAAGCAAAAAAAGAAAAGCUAUAAGAUGGGAAAGAAGAAGAUAGCAAAGAAAACAAAAGAAUUAUCAGUUGCAAUAGCAGAAUCAUCUUCAGUAAGUGGAGAACAAAUUACACCAAGAAAAAGAGGUAGGCCAAGAAAGAUUGUGGAGAUAAUAACAACUGAACAAGUCAAAGAAGAAAAUCAACAAAAUUUAGAAGAACCUGAGUCAAAGAAACCAAAGUCAAAUGAAGAUGUUGUCAAAGCAGAAGCAACAACUUCUACUGCUACUACUACUACUACUACAACUACUCAAGAUCAGCCAAGAAGAAGUAGAAGAAAAAGCAUGCCUAGGAAGAGCUAUUGAUUGUCUACUAGGUAACCUUUUUUUGUUGUUGUAAUAUUACAAAUUUAAUUUGUUUGAUUGAAAAAUUAUUGUUUCUUGAUUCAUUAGAUUAGAUUAGGUCAAGUAAAUGUUUAAUGAAAACUAAUUAAUUUGGUUUGAUUUUUGAA